Hymenoscyphus albidus is the source of this 1370-nucleotide messenger RNA. Lineage: Eukaryota; Fungi; Ascomycota; Leotiomycetes; Helotiales; Helotiaceae. The record is from the annotation of a GenBank genome assembly.
UUCAUAACUUUUGAGAAGAUGGCGCCUUCACCAUUGCAACAGCGCAAAACACACAACACUCUUCUCUUUCAAAAACUUCUAAAUUUGAGAGAUGGCGCGAGCCCUUUUACUUUGUUGCUUGAUAAUUUGGAGCAGAGAAGUGGAGGUGUUGUGAGAGAGUUUGUGAGAAGGGCAAAGGUAUGCGCGAGGAAUUUCCUUCAAAUUUUCAAUUUCCCCUUUCUGCCUUUUCACUUGACGAAGUACUUGUUUCAUUUAAAAGACUGCUGGGUAUCCCAAAUUGCCAUUCAAUUUCUGGGUUUCGCCUCUCUCCAUGUCACGUGGCAUGGCCCCCUCUGACUCAAUAAUGAUCUUAUUCUUUUCAUAAAGCAAAAGGUUUCUGAGUGAUAAAAUCUGACCCGAAAACUGCCAGAUCUCAAAGACGAAAAUCAUAUUCAUAUCUUUUGCAACGAUUUGGAAAAAGAUUUCUUUUGAGGCAGACGUCUUCAUAACAGCGCGGUCAAUGGCUCUCGCGGCACUGAGAAGUGAGAUCGUCUCCCAUAUCCCGCAGGCACCCGUCCCAUCUUCAAGUUCUGUACCUCCGAGUAAGUCUCUGCUACUAUUACAACGUACUUUCAUUCCCAUGCACAUGCUAAUGAUUCGUUACAGAAUACCUCCUUAUAGUCGACACACUAACUCCUCUCUGUACCCUCUACGCCUCUCACAUCUCAAACUUCCUCUCCUCUCUUCUUUUAAGCCCUCAAAUCUCCCUUUUAGCGACCUAUCACUUGGAUGUUCCUGUUCCCCAUCAAAGCACAGCACUCUACACGCCACACCCUUUGACAACUCUCACCUACCUCUCAACCAGCAUUCUCACCCUCUCUGCUCUCCCCCAAAUACUAGCACAAAAGCGGGCCCGAGAUAAAAGUCUGCAGGCUCCUACAUUCGGCUUAUCAUCUCUUCCAGAGGGAGCUCUUAUUUCCCUCACAAAGAAUUCCCAAACUUCCGGUGCAGAGAACGGAAUUGUCAUACAUGCAGAAUUACGUCGUCGCUCCGGUCGAGGAAUUGUCGAGGACUUUGUUCUUAUUCCCAGCUACUCGUCGACAAAAUCUAGCGUUCCGGAGGUUAUCUUGCUAGAUGAACAUCCUCUUUAUCUCACACCCACAUUCUCUCAGCCUGCUUCUGGUGAAGGAGAAGAUCCAGAGGACAUGGCUACGACUUUCAACCUAUGCUUGACGGAGAAGCAGAAGCGGGAUCGAGAGAAUGUGGUGCUUCCGUAUUUUGAUGCGCAGAAAGAUGGAGGCGGAAGUGGUGCGGGUGAGGGUGGUAGAAUUCUGUAUGAUAUGGGAGAUGAGGAUCGUGAGGAUUUCGACGAUGAAGAGGACGAGAUAUGA